This is a messenger RNA of Sabethes cyaneus, 645 nucleotides long. RefSeq names its product N-(5'-phosphoribosyl)anthranilate isomerase-like. The record is from RefSeq and is a predicted model, not a curated record. Gene Ontology annotation, molecular function: phosphoribosylanthranilate isomerase activity. Lineage: Eukaryota; Metazoa; Arthropoda; Insecta; Diptera; Culicidae. The transcript has a single exon. The coding region runs from base 1 to 645 and encodes 214 amino acids. Gene Ontology annotation, biological process: L-tryptophan biosynthetic process.
AUGAAAACGGGGGUCAAGAUCUGCGGUCUGAUGGAUAGCGACGGACUGCGGUCCGCCUGCGAAACCGGGGCCGACUGGAUCGGCUUCGUGUUUUUCGCCAAGUCCCCGCGCUUUGUGACCCCGCAAGAAGCUGCGGAACUGGUCGCAUCCUAUAGGGGCACGUUGCCCAAAAUCGUCGGGCUUUUCGUCAAGGCCAGCGACGAGCAGAUUGCCGCGACACUCUCGACGGUACGUCUCGACAUCCUGCAGCUCUACGACACACCAGAGCGGGCAAGGGCCAUCAAGGCCCGGUUCGGCCUGCCAGUAUGGCUGUCCUGCGCUAUCACAGACCAGAACGACCUUCCCACAGAGUCUGAUCUCGACGGCUACGUGAUAGAACCGCGCGCACCCGACAACGCCUCACGCCCUGGCGGCAAUGGAAUCAGCCUCGACUGGACGCUGCUCCAGAGCUGGCAUUCUCCCGCACCCUGGAUGCUGGCUGGUGGCCUGAACCCGGACAAUAUCGCGCAGGCAAUCGCUGCCAGCGGCGCCCCUGCGGUGGAUGUCUCUUCAGGCGUAGAAACCGCGCCCGGACGCAAAUCUCCCGCAUUGAUCCGAAAUUUCAUCAAAAACGCCAGAGGCACUUGCGCGCCAGACAGAAAAUGA